Durio zibethinus is the source of this 943-nucleotide messenger RNA. Lineage: Eukaryota; Viridiplantae; Streptophyta; Magnoliopsida; Malvales; Malvaceae. The record is from RefSeq and is a predicted model, not a curated record.
GCUUCGAACCCUUUUUUUUCUAUGACUAGGCUUCAGCUUUUGAACCUUUAUAGUCCAAUAAUGCAGAGCCGUAAAAAAGGGCUUUGAGCUUUCGGAAUCCGCUGUCCAGGCCCAAUCGUGAGUUGAAAGAGGCAAAAAGGGAAAAAUGCUUUAGUCUUUGGGUAUCAUCGACUGAAGAGAAAGGAAGCAAAAGCAGCCAAGAAGUAGAAAACCCAAAAAAUUUUGAGAGUUAGACUCGGUGAGUGAGCUAAUUCGGUAUACGGAAACGUGAAGGAAGAGAAAGAUGUCUUCUUCUUCUUCUUCUUCUUGUAAAGCGUCGGAAUCUGAAGCGGCAGGCGUUGCUUCUGUGGGGCAAGACGACAUCGGCCUCGGCGACGUGCAAGUGACGAGCUUCACAGAGCUCGUGGAUGACGUGACCCCCUCCACUUUCAGAUCAUUUGCCUUCCUAAUCAGUUAUGCUAUUCCUCUUUAUUUUUCUACUAAUGAGUUUGGGAUUACAAGUAAUUAUUUAUUUGAUAGAUAUACGCAUGGAUGGGCUGUAACUCUGCUAAACUCGGAAACUUGUAUGCUGCUGCUCCUAGACGACCUAGUAAUACGGAAAAUGCUGAAAAGAAGUUGGUAGAGAAGCUAAUUGCCCUGGGCUACUCAAGGUCGAAAUCUCCAGCUGCAGGGCGAACGUUAUGUUCUUCAUAGCUAAAAACUGUGAUUCAUAUGUGCAUUGUAGCAGCAAGCCAGUAGAUUGUACUAGUCUGCAAUGUAGAAUCUGUUACGGGAUCCUUUUUAACUCAUUUUAUUGAUCUAGAAAUUUAACCAACAAAAUAUAAUGAGUCUGGCUGCGAGUCCCGGACGGUGGAUGUAAGCUUUUCUGUUAUGUUAUGUGCUUUGUUUCUUCAUGGCAGAAACAUAAAAGUUGCAAUUGCACGGUUGUCUUCGAUUUUCUCCC